This is a messenger RNA of Nilaparvata lugens (brown planthopper), 769 nucleotides long. RefSeq lists its product as uncharacterized. The transcript has 2 exons. The coding region runs from base 360 to 749 and encodes 129 amino acids. NCBI's taxonomy places the organism in Eukaryota, Metazoa, Arthropoda, Insecta, Hemiptera, Delphacidae. The record is from RefSeq and is a predicted model, not a curated record.
UUUUAUUUGUCUUCUAUUGUUUAGCGAAUUAUUCUCAUGAGUGCUGGGUUUAUAUGUUGCAGGUGCUGUUCUCGGUGGAUGGGGAAUACGUGCGGUCGGCGGUCCGGGCUGCUCUUCAACUUGGCGGGCAACGUCCUUGAACUCCUGAUGUCCGACGCGCGGGGGUACGAGCUGUCCCUCUAUGCCAUGAAUGUCGACCUUGGCCUGGCGGGUGAUGUCGGCUGGUCCCUCUCGGCGUUCUGCGGGGUGCGGCGCGACUUCAGUCUUGAUGUUCUCGGAGGGUGUCCAUAUCCAUUGCGGGAUCGGGUGUAUGCCUAACGGUUAUCUUCUGGUUUUUUAUCCGAGCGACGGUACGAGAAAUGGGAGUUCCUGUCUCUGGGGCAUCGUCGUCCGUAUGCUCUCCCGAUGUUUCGUCCUCCGGCUCUUGGGCUACCAACGGAUCUUCCACUAGAAUGCAGCUCUCCUCCACCUGUGUCGAAGAUAAAUCAUCCAGUACAUUGGGAUGGAAAUCGGCGGAUGCGGUGGCGGAUGCGGAUGGCGGCGAACAACCGGGUGAUAUGUCCUCGGUGUCCGACAGACUUGGAUUGACCUGGUCGUUUCCUGCCAUGGUUUGUGAGAAAAUAAUGCGACGAACGUGCGCGGCGAAUAAAAAACGUGAAAGUGUUGAGAUAUACAAAAUAAUUAAUAAGAAAUCCAAUAGAAAUUGCUAUAGCUUCGUAGUGAGUGAAAUACAGAAAAAAGUGGUUUAACAAUGUGCUCAGUGAUAAAA